Porites evermanni is the source of this 5073-nucleotide messenger RNA. NCBI's taxonomy places the organism in Eukaryota, Metazoa, Cnidaria, Anthozoa, Scleractinia, Poritidae. The record is from the annotation of a GenBank genome assembly.
AUGGCAGGGAAGAUUAAGGUAAAAGUAAACUUUUGUAACACUUUUAUUAACAUUUAUACCUUAAAGAAAGUACUUUAAGUUGUUGGUCACAGUUUUAGUUGCUUGAAUGUUCGUAUUCAGUUUUCCACUUGCAGCUUGUUCUAAUGUCAAUCAUCAGGUCGAGUUAGCCCCUCUCUUAAAUAACUAACAAACCAGCAAUUCAUGACCUGUCCUAAUCCUUUACGAUUUUACAAGCACUGCCCCUAUCACAUACAUGCCAACUCUCCCGGAUUUCCCAGGAGUCUCCCGGAUACGACACCAAUCUCCUGGUCUCCCAUGUUGGUCACCAUCGGGGUCCGGGAGAUGUAGUGUGAGACAGACUUUUUAAUGGAAAAUCGACCUUUGAUAGAUUGGAAUUAUUGGUGGAAGUGGAAUGGAUGACCCUGAUAUUUUGGAAAACAGGCAAGAAAAGCACGUGACAACACCAUAUGGAAAGGUAUGUUGAUUUAAUGCCAGUAUUUAAUAGGUGAGUUAACAACUGUUUUAUAAACAUAGGUAUUGCCUAGGCAGCAAUACGUGCUACAGCAUAAAUGACACACUUCUUUUAAAAGUGUGAUGAUGCUGCAAGUAACAAAGGUCAUGAGAGGCCUUUGUGUAACUGAAUCCUAUUACGUCCAGUUCCCAUCCAUAAAUGUACUCCCGAAUAUCUGGCUCCCAUAUUUCUUUAGAACCCCGAAUCCCGGGCUCCAAAAUGGCCAAAUCUUGGAUCCUGAAAAACCUGUUGGGGACCCUCGUUAUAUGAAACUUAGGAUAGGAGAAUGAGGAUACACAUGAUGCAGUUCUGAUGUAAAGUUAUUUUGCUUGUAGCCAUCUGAUGUUUUGAUCCUUGGCAAAAUAAAAGGAGUUGAUUGUGUUGUGUUAGCCAGGUGAGUGCCUUAACGAUCUACCAUGCACAUGAAAGUGUCCAUUAUAACUACUUCAAGUCCAUAAUUACAGUAAAUAUUUAUAUAAUUUUUUAAUCUCUUCCACCAUAUGGCGUGGAAGACACAACAGAGUGGGACUCCAAUUUAGGUUUGGUCUUACAGAUAACCCAACCAUCCUAAGAGAGGUUGGCCACCCCGCUAGGGUCAUCUACCUCUCCUACUUUUUUUGACCAGUGGUGGACGUGGGUUCUUUUAUGUCUCACAAGAACCAAAUAAGCGACAGCCCAUUGAUAGUCAAACAGUGUCUUUUAAUUGUUCCAUCAGUGUCCAUGACAUUAAUGGUAUUUGACCUUACCCUUAUAGUGCUGCUAUCUUUCCUCAUGCACCCUUUGCUGCCUAAGUUUUCACUUUUAUCCAACUUAACCUAACAGAUUUGCUUAUUAUUUUUUGUGAUAUUUUGUAUGAGGCUGGUUCCAAAAGCUUAUUGAAUAAUUAUCUUCACAUGUGGGUAGAGAGGAGUUAACAACUUAACAUCCAUGAAGUGUCUUAUCAGCCCUGCAGAGGGGUUCUCUGGAUUUCAAGUGACGGGGAUGAUUGAAUGGGGGCAAAAAUCAAAACCCAACAAAGUCCCUAGGGCUUCCAACAAAACCCGAAAAAAAUUCCAGACCCAAAAUUAACCUCCCAAAAAAUCCCUUGCUGGAUUUCUGAGCCUUAGAAAUUUCCAGAAAGUAUUAAAUGAUAUAACAAGAAUAAUACCCCCAAAAAUCCCUACUUCAAUCAAGCUGCCCCCAAAAAAUACCUGCCAAAUUUUCCUACCCAAAAAAAUCCUUGAAGCAAAAUUUCAAACCCAAAAAAAUCCUUCGAUCAUCCUCGUCACUUGAAAUCCAGAGUACCCCAUGGGCGUAUCAUUCACUGAUACUACUUUCAGCGCCCUCCUUUGUAUUCGACAGACAUGGAAGAAAACAUGAUGUCAUGCCUACAGAUAUCAAUUACCGUGCAAAUAUUUAUGCCCUGAAAGAAGAAGGUUGUACUCAUGUUGUUGUGACAUCAGCCUGUGGAUCUUUGAAAGAGGAGUAUGAGCCUGGCCAUAUAGUUUUUCCUGAUCAGUUUAUUGAUCGGACAACCAAGAGGGUUUCAACAUUUUACGAUGGUAAACAAGGCAGUCCGAAAGGAAUUUGCCAUAUGCCGAUGCAUGAGCCAUAUUGCCCACACACAAGAAAGGUUUGUAGAAUUAAUCCUUAGUUCCUAUUAAAGGCCUAUUUUCAACUAAACAGUUCUACUAUAGCAUUAUUAUGCACUUGUGAUAACAUUUAACUAGCUUUGCAGACACCUUGCUGUUACUUAUCCACCAUUAAAAUGGACACUGAACUAUUAAAAUCUCUGGCAAAAUUAUCUCCCACUAAUAUAGAGUCUCACUUUUUACAACCCUAACUCAGGAUACUGACGGUGUCAUGCUGGACCAGGAGUUGACUGUAAAUUAUGAAAAUGGUUGACCUCCCAGGUUAGCUCAGUUGGAAGAGUGUUGGUCUGCUGGGCAGGCAGGCGGGAGUUCAAACUCUGGCCGAACCAACAACCAUGGUCUUUAAAAACUGGAGAGAUCAUGCUAGUGAUGAUCAUGUCAUUGGGUAGUGACAUUAAAGCCGUUAGUCUUGUCUCUUCUGUCCAUACACAUCAUUUGGAAGGGAAUGUAGAAGAACCUGUGACAUGGUUCAAACAGGUCUAUCUGACUGUCAUCAUUGGUCAGGGUGAGAUAGGUGAGAUCAAACGUAGACUGAAGUGGUGGCUGCAUACAUGAUGACAUCUGAUCUCUCCUAUUCGGUCCCUUUGUAUCUCACCCACGGGCGGACCAGCUGGGAAAACUGGUUCAAUUUAGGGUUUUAUCUGUUGUUUUAAACAAUCACCUCCCUUGAAUAGUCGCCCCCUUUGACAGAAAUCUUUAAAAUAAUCGCCUCCCUCGAAUAAUCGCCCCCCCCCCCCAACCCCAUGUUUUAAACAAUCACCCCCCUUGAAUACUCGCCCCCUUUUACAGAAAUCUUUACAAUAAUCGCCCCCCCCGAAAAAUCCCCCCCCCCCCCAACCCCUCUCACCCGUUUUUCUCUCUUUUAUCCCCUCCCUGUCAAGUUAAAAAUUGAUGCUUUGGAUGACAAACAAUUGCUGAAGAGGAGUCUGAUGCGCACAGCAAAACUGAUCGGUGAUGAUUCUAGCUGUGACGUCGAAGAUACUGACUUUGAAAAUUAGCCAAGGAACCAAAUUUAGAACACUUAUAGAGCCCAUGUUCAGUAUGCUUGAUGUGAUUAUUUUUUUAUUUAAUGGGAUAGUAAAACAAAAUACAAGUAUUUAGGACAUGACUUCCAGUGAGCAAUAUUCAAAAUAGCUGCCUCCCACGAAUAGUAGCCCCCUUUUAGUGUGAAAAAAAAGAGUAAUCGCCUCCAGCUGUCACUCGAGGAAAUACAAGGAAACAUAUUUAGAAAAGGCUUUCUUUUGCCAUUUUUUUUAGAUUCUUACUGAAGCUGCCAAAGAACUGAAAUUGCCUCAUCAUGAAUCAGGCACAAUGGUUGUUAUUGAAGGCCCACGCUUCUCAUCCAAGGCUGAAAGUAGAAUGUUUAAAAUGUGGGGUGGAGACAUUAUCGGUAUGACAGCUGUUCCAGAAAUUGUCCUUGCUAAUGAAGCUGGUCUUUGUUAUGCCUCUAUUUCUAUGGUAACUGACUACGACUGCUGGAGAGAUGACCAUGAUCCGGUAGGCUUUUGUCUGGUAGUGCGCCAGCCAUGCUUCUGUUAUGCCUGAAACUAAGCUCUCCAUUCAGAUUAUUGUUCAUGACGAGUAAAGGGUUGUGGUAUUUUGGUACUCCCAUGUGUCAACUCUCCCAGACAAGGCACUGUUCUCACAGUCUCCCACAUGGGUCACCAUAUUUGCCUUGGUAUUAAGCCCAUUUCUCCCCCCCAAUGUUUUUUUAUUUUAUUUUAUUUUUGAUUUGAACAUGUUACAGUUUCCUUGUGGCAUUUUGCACCCCACAUUAGAAUGAAGCUGUGCAAAGGGCAAAAUGCACCAUUUUCCUAUCUUUGAUUGGAGUGGGAGGAGUCUAAACUUCUCAUUUAUUUUUGUUCAUGAUUGCAGGUUCCCCCAAUUCUUCUCCACAUUAUAUUAUUCCAACUCUCCUUGAUUAUCCAGCAUUUCUCCUGUAUAAUGCCCCUGCCCUAAGCAUUUGAUACCCCACCUUGUAAUAUAGUUUCCCUCAGCUUUAGUUUGAUACGAAUGUUUAAUAUUUGCGUGGUAAUUUAGUAAAAUUUGAAACAAUAUUCUGUUGUUAUUACCUAUUACUUAGGUAAGUGUGGAAGCAGUUAAAAAGACUUUUAAGGUCAAUGUUGCUAAUGCCAAGGAACUUCUGUUAAAUGUUAUUCCACGUAUUGCUUCUGAAAAGUGGGCAGAAAUCACCAAAGAACGAGAGGUAUUAAUAAUAUUAUAAUCUGCUUUAUAGGUUUAAUGGGAACUAUUGCUGUCAUUGUCAUAUUUUGUGGUAAACUUAAGUCAUAUUGAACGCUGUUUCUAUGGCCCUAAAUUUAUGCCUUGUAGUUUUAUUUCACACUAACUUCUUUUUACCAUGAAAUAUUUGUAUCACAAUGAUUUGAGAACUUACUAAAUUAUCAAAAGAAGUAUCCAGAACUGAAUGCAUUCUCUUAUGGAACAUCUUUGAUAAUGAUAAAGCACUGAUUUUGCAGAGAGAAAUCUGAUGCUUUUCGUCCUUUAUAAGAUUAAAAGUUAAACAGGCUGAAUAGAAUAGGUGUAGAAAUUAUAGUCUUUUUACUAGAGAUGAUGAGUCUCUCCAAAAGUUUAAUAAUUGGAAAAGGUGCAUGUAUAAUACUUUAGCCCACCAAAGAUUUGACUUUUUAAUUAGCUGUCCUAAAAAUGUCAAGACUUGGAUCUUAGAUCCUAUGAAAUCUUAAAACGACAAAACUUGGUUCAUUUUGUAAAGUUCCUCAGUGAUCAUUCUUAAACAAGUGCAGGUUCCAGCUUUGGUACAAGAAUUUAAAGUAAUAAUAUUAUAAAUUAAAAAAACCAAAUAUUAUUAACUUAUCAUAAUUAAAUUCUUAAAAAUGUCUUAUUUCUUAUUUUUAUUUUUAUUUUUAUUUUUAGGCUGCUGUCACAAAUAACAUAAUGCUCCCUUCAAGCUGA